Messenger RNA from Cebus imitator (Panamanian white-faced capuchin), 2395 nucleotides. RefSeq names its product loricrin cornified envelope precursor protein (gene LORICRIN). The transcript is spliced from 2 exons. Gene Ontology annotation, cellular component: cornified envelope; cytoplasm. NCBI's taxonomy places the organism in Eukaryota, Metazoa, Chordata, Mammalia, Primates, Cebidae. Gene Ontology annotation, molecular function: structural constituent of skin epidermis. The record is from RefSeq and is a predicted model, not a curated record. Bases 1107 to 2150 code for a protein of 347 amino acids.
CAGGCCUGACUAGAUUAGAUGAACCUCUGCCUUCCCAACAGUGCUCACAUUUAGAAGGGGGUCAGGAAGGAAGUGGGGAAUUAGCUGCUGCCAUGCAGAUGGUGUUUCUGGUCUUCUGGCCAGAAUGUAAACUCCUCAAAGACAAGACUAUCUCCUGCCUCUAUGGUACCCCCAUAGGGGCAGGCAUGGUGCCGGGCACAGGACUCCGCAGAGGCUGUCCAAGGCAGCCUGUGCAUGGGCUGAGCGGACCUUGUGAACCUGUCAGGAGGAGAGACUGAGCCCACUCUCAAGAGAGUGGGGAGAAUGAUUCCAAGAAAGUUGCAGAUGGGAGGGAUUUGAGGUGCCACAGAAACCCAAUUCCUGCUUUACAGAGUCAGAAGUUCUGAGAGGGAAAUACUACUUUCUACAAUUCAGAGUUGCUUCUACCAAGCUUGGACUUGAGAAAAUCAUGGAAGAGACGGCUAAUAGCUUCUGGUCGGGAAUAUUGGUCCAAAGGAUCACCAGGGUCCUUCCCCUGUUUGCAGGCAGGGCCACAGCAGAGCCUGUCUUUUCUAAUAACUAGCCCUUGAAUCAUGGCUAGACCAUGACAGACCAAGAGUCUGAACUAAGGGCUUUUGCAGAGGAUAGAGUGCAACAGCCCUCAGCAGAAUGGAGUCCAACAAAUCUCCCUCUGUUGUGCUGGGAAUGGGUAAAACCCCCAUCCUAGAUAAAGGUUUGUGGUAGUUUUCUAUUUGCACUCAGAGAAUCAGUGUUGGGAUUGGAGGAGGCCUGAAAGAUGAAGUGUCCAAACCCUUCCAUUUAAGAGGAGAUGAGAAACACGUGGGAUUGGGAGCCAUCAGCCCUCAAAUCACACAACAUUGGUCAGAGGCAGAGCUGGAAUAAAGAAUGGGCACCGCUAACUGAACUGUUUAAAGCUUAGUGAAGGCUUUCUGCGGGGGAAGGAGGAACUCAACGCUUCCAAAAGCAGGAAACGUGGGAAUCCCAGCUGAGGGCUCUCCGGGCACCUGAAGGAGCCCUGGACCUGGCGCAGGAGGGCGCUGGGAGGAUGGCGAUGUUGCCAUGGAUGCAGCUGCCUCCGUAAGCAUCUUCUUGCAGCUGGUCCAGCGAUGCUCUCUUCUCUCCUUCCAGGCUCCCCUUCCUUCUUAGCCAAGAUGUCUUAUCAGAAAAAGCAGCCCACCCCGCAGCCCCCAGUGGGCUGCGUAAAGACCUCCGGCGGCGGCGGCAGCGGUGGCGGCAGCGGCGGUGGCGGCUGCGGCUUCUUUAGCGGCGGAGGCUCCAGCGGGGCCAGCGGCAGUUCUGGCUGCGGCUACUCCGGCGGCGGCGGCUCCGGCUGCGGCGGGGGCUCCUCCGGCGGCGGCGGCUUCGGAGGCGGCUCCGGUGGGAGCAACGGGGGCUCCGGUGGGAGUGUCAAGUACUCCGGGGGCGGCGGCUCCUCCGGGGGCGGCUCCGGCUGCUUCUCCUCCGGGGGCGGCGGCUCCUCCGGGGGCGGCUCCGGCUGCUUCUCCUCCGGGGGCGGCGGCUCCUCCGGGGGCGGCUCUGGCUGCUUCUCCUCCGGCGGCGGCGGCUCCGGUUGCUUCUCCUCCGGCGGCGGCGGCUCCUCCGGGGGCGGCUCCUCCGGCCAGGCGGUCCAGUGCCAGAGCUACGGAGGCGUCUCCAGCGGCGGCUCCUCCGGGGGCGGCUCCGGCUGCUUCUCCGGCGGCGGCGGCGGCGGCGGCGGCGUCUCCGGCUGCGGCCACCCCGGUGGCGCCUCCAGCUGCAGCGGGGGCUCCUCUGGCGGCGGCGGCUCCGGCUACGUCUCCUCGCAGCAGGUCACCCAGACCUCGUGCGCGCCCCAGCAGAGCUACGGAGGGGGGUCGUCCGGCGGCGGCGGCAGCUGCUUCUCCAGCGGCGGAGGCGGCGGGCGCUCUGGCUGCAGCGGCGGCUCCUCCGGAGGCUGUGUCAUCAGCGGCGGGGGCUCCGACUGCGGCGGCGGCUCCUCCGGCGGCUGCGUCAUCAGCAGCGGGGGCUCCGACUGCGGCGGCGGCUCCUCCGGAGGCUGCGUCAUCAGCGGCGGGGGCUCCGACUGCGGAGGUGGCUCCGGGAGUGGCAAGGGCGUCCCGGUCUGCCACCAGACCCAGCAAAAGCAGGCGCCUACCUGGCCAUGCAAAUAGGUCCCCCAGGGUGCCACAGAGGCGAAGGAGUUGGAGGUGUUCUCUGUGGGCGCCGAUGGGCUUAGAGCUCUCAUGAUAUUGUCAAAGGUUUGCAAAUCCUUCACGCCUUAACCUACCUGGAAGAAGCCUUUGAGCUCUUGUUCAAAACAGCGGCAUCUUGUUCUGCCGUUUUUGCCUCUUUGGUUUCUGCACAACUACCUCCCAACCCCAGUGCCUCGCUCAAUAAAUUUGCAAAAUCAUGAGAA